Trichobilharzia szidati is the source of this 3290-nucleotide messenger RNA. The record is from the annotation of a GenBank genome assembly. Lineage: Eukaryota; Metazoa; Platyhelminthes; Trematoda; Strigeidida; Schistosomatidae.
CCUUUGUUAUAUGGUGAUAUAUAAUGUUGAAUAAUAUAAGUAGUAUUGUAUAAUCAACCAAAAAAAAAGAAUGCGGAAUUUUCGUAGAAGUGACAGUGAUUGUUUUGUUGUUGUUGUUGUCUUUUUGACAAACAUGAUGACUGACUAAUCAUUUUUAAUUAUUAUUCUUUUCAUCUAGUUAUCAUCACAGUUGAUAAGGACAUUCAUAAAUGGAAUUAUGUUAACAUCGAGUUGUACUCAUGGGAACUUUUUAUCAAUUUUAUUAUUUGUAGUAUUGAUGAUAAAGUUAUAUGGAAUUAUUUCAAUUGACGCUGAAAUUCAAAUACAACAACGCGUUUAUGCAUCAAAUUAUAAUAAUAAUAGUGGAAAUUUUUCCCAUCCCCAUGUUGACAAUCAAAAUCGCAAUUUAGCACAGAACACAUCAUUCCUUUUCGGGGAUAAGGCAUCACAACCGCCUAUUGAACGAUGGCAUUUUCAUAUAGAAACGUUAAUCACCCUAUUCCUUGCCUUGUUUUCAUUUGGUGCAAAUGCUGGCUUACUGUUUCUGGAUAGACGGGCUAAACCGUAUGGGACAAUGAAUAAUUCUAGUUUUUCAAAUAAUUUCAUGACAAAUACCAAUAAUAAUAGUAAUAAUAACAAUAACAUCAGUACUAAUAAUUUAAGUAAUAGUAAUAAUAAUAAUAAUCCUAGUUUUCCAUGCUCAGCGGUUGGUUUCACCUCGAAAAAAUGGCAUAACAAUAAUAAUAAUAAACGUAAUUCAUCUCGUGGACUUAAUCUUUUCAUCUAUCACCAAGCCACAAAUGCACCAACACCUCAAGAAACUCUACGAUCCUAUUCUUUAUCAAGUCCAAUCAAUAAAUAUCCUUCAUCGAUUAGUUUAAUCAAAUUGAAUCAUUCCACGGGUAUAUUUCAUCAUGGUUCAACACAAUAUCAUACACCACGGAGUCGAAGACAACGUCGAUAUCUAAGAGGAUUACUUGGCCUGUCAAUAAGUAAUCUUAGUUUAUCACUUAGUUUAAUUAGUUGGUGUUCUUGUCAACUUAUUCUGCAUAAUAUUAGUAAUACAAGAAAUACAGCAAAAGCAUGGUUAACAAUUAUUGCAUUUAUUAAUUUAUGGACAAUUGAUAUUGCCCAGUCAUUGGAGACUGGUGCUAUCCUAUGGAUUGCUCUUGAGAGGACAUUAGGGAUACACUGGCCAAGUGAAACACACGGUAUGAAUAAUACUAAUACUAGUACUAAUAACAAUACAAAUAGUACAACAACUCAAAGUUUACCAAGAUUUAGUGAAAAAUACACUAGAAAUGAUGUUAAAUGGCGUAGAACACAACUAACUGUUCGGAUGAAGGUAUCAUUGACGAGAUCACUGAAAAAGAUGAAGGACAACCUGAAUCAAGCGGUUUUAAAUCUUUUCUGUCUAAAUCGGUGUCUUUCAUCGAAUUACUUCUCUUGUUGUACCUCUCUGAUGACAAAUUCCUCCGCAUUGAUAGCUAAAAAACGUAAUAAGAAGAGAUUUUCGUGUUUUAUACAUAUAUUUUUAUGCUUCCUACCAUUGGUGCUAUUUCUUAUAGCUUCAGUGUAUAGUUUAAGUAAUAUUAUUUAUCAUACUAAGAAGCGUAGAUUACAUAAUCAUGCAUUUAUUGCACUAUCUCCGUCUAAUUCUGCACCGGAUCAAUACAGUAAUCAUAAUAAUCCUAUAAAUUUUAUCUCUGAUAUUCAAACUACUUAUAAUGGCAGCAGUGUAAGUAGUAUAUACCAGAAUGAUCAAAAUACUACAACCACUACUACUUAUAAUAAUAAUAAUAAUAAUUUAACACAACACUUCAAUCCACUUGUUAUCUAUGAUUAUUUCUAUACUUAUUAUUAUAAUAGUGUCUUAUGGAAACAGCUACCAUAUUAUUCAAUGCAUAUAAAGCAUCAAAUACACGCGUAUUAUACAAGUUCUAUUAUAUCCGCAUUAGUGAUUGGUCAAUUUUUGGCUCCGCUGGCAAUACUAGUGACAACAAAUUUACUGAUUUAUCAAAAAGUGGCAUCCAGAGAUAAACAUUUCUUCUCAAGACAAUCAAGUAACACAAGUAAAUCAUCCUUUAUUUCUGGUGUUUCUGUAUCCUCAAUGAAUUCUGCAAAUUCUACACGAAAAUUAACAACGGCUACAAUCAAUUUUCCAAUACCAAUGUUACGUGUUUUAGAGAGUAGUAAUCAAGACAUUCAUACAGAUGUUGUUGAAGAGAAUCCUUCAACUGGUGAAUACUACACCAGUCCUUCAAAAUCCCCUGAAGAGUCUUCACAGCAACAACAACAACAGCAACCGAAUAAACAGCAUAGUCUUUUAGUUCCACUCCUUGAUAUCCGUGAGAAAAGCUAUCCCUUCCCAGCAUCAAAUACACCAGAAAUGAUGAUAAUGAGAAAGAAUGAGUCAUUAUUCUGUGCUAAUGAUGACAGGAAGUACUUGUUGAAUGAACGUCGGAAGAGUACUUCAGUCAUUCAACCGGCAAUAUCUUACACAGAGCUAUAUGAUAAUCCUUGUGAAAAAUCAAUAUCUCCUAAAUCAUCAGCGGUGGAGGCGGCGGCGGCAGGAGAGACAACUGCCUCAUCAGCCUAUCGAUACAGUGAAUCCAGUAUUAAAUUAUCCACUUUAUACGCCCUACAGAAACGUCGUAAAAGUACCAAUGAUUUAUUUAGCUCACUAUUUCAAUCAUCCCGAGGACAAGAACAAAAUAAUCGUACAGCAGGAGGAGGAGGCGGGGGAGAAGAACCUAUCCUGCUACAAAUGUUAAGACGACAGCAUAGAAGAACAUUACGUAUAUUGAUUAUUCUGCUGUUGGUAUUUGUUCUCUGCCGUGCACCAAGAUCUAUUGUGCUGAUGAUUGAAUGGUUAAGGCAUACAUGUCUGGAGAAGCAUGAAACACAUUUAAGCGUAUGGUUACAGUACACAAGUAUAUUUGCUUAUUCCAGUGCUAUAUUGGAUACAAUUGUCUAUGGGUUUUGGGGGAAUCGUGCCUACAGGAUACGUAUGAAGAAUUUGUAUGCUCGUCGUGCCUUUUGCAGUUGCGUUGGCUGUGAAUAGCACAUUACAUAUACAUAUAUAUAAAAAUAUAUAUUUCAUGGCAACUAAUAAUGACUUAAUUUUAAAAUAUUAAUGACUUUUUAUUCUCUUUCGAAAUACCAAAGCAGCACAAACUACUUAGAGAUGUCUUAUUUCUUGACUGAAAGGUUAAAAUCAACUAAACUUUUAAAUGAUUAUGGGCCAUGUAAAAAGGACACAUUAAACUAUGGAAUGUUUACUAAAAGUG